AGACGUUAUCUCUGAAGAAAGCAAAAGAGAUCUAGCUGCUGGAACAAUUUUACUUUAUUAUAUAUGCAUAUGUAUAAAGUAAACUUUUAUAAUUAUUUUAGUUAUGGGUAUUGUGUAGUGCAUUCAAAGAUGGCGACGGUGUACGUAGCCGAACGUUAGUGUGGUGGUCGCUUUGCUAAAAUGCUAAUGUAGCGUUCACCAGCUAGCUGCUAAUGAUGGUAAACAACGCUUAAAUGCUGAAGAAACAAAAUUUGUCCAUUUGGAAAGGAUUCCCUCCAACAACCGCCUCAGUGAAACAUGUCAUCCCUUCACCCAGUUUAUAAAACUCUUCAUCCAUCAUCAAGUGAACACACCUCUGAUGUCAUCAGUUUGAUUUGGAGCCAAGGUGCAUGUGGGACCCAGAGUCAGGGACUUACAACUAGCUCAGAGUUUGAUCUAACAGAGAUGUCAGAUUUUGAUUACUCUCACCUUCAGCACCUCAACCAGUCGCAAGUGGAGCCUGGGCUUUCAGAUGACUCUAAUACCAGUCCAUCCUCAGCUGUAGUAGUGGUUCAAAAUGCCACUUGUUCUACAGGGAUUUCUCCCAACACGUCCAGUCAAGCCAUUGACUUGUCAACUUCAAACUCAAAUGACGACCACAAUCUGGUAAUGCCAGGGGAAAAGACUCCUGUGUUUUAUGGUGAGGUUCCAAGUUUUGUCCUGGCCAGAAUCAGAGGUGAAGAAAGCCCAAUCAAGGUGACCGUCAAAGAAGAGUUUUCCAAGAACCGAUCCAUAUCAGCUGCAAGAGUGUGUCUGGAGAAAAGAUUCAACAGCAUGUGUGCUGACACGACAACGCAGCCGGAUAGCCACUCUGCUGUUCUCAGCAAUCUUUUGACAGUAUUUGAACACUCAGCAGAGGCUCAAGAGGCAUCCACACAUCCUCAAACACAAAAGUGGGUGAAAGCUGACCGAGCAAAUUCUUUUAAGCUCUCUAGCUCUCAUGUCGGAGGUGUUUUCGAACCGAUAACCAAUGUCUUUGGGCAGGUUAUUGCACACAUGGCUGAGCCCAACAUACAUCAGGGUUUAAUAAUGCCCCCCAGUUUUUCAUUUAGCUUUCACCCAGAGACUUCUGUGAUAAAAACUGUCUACGCUGACAACAGCAACCCCAGAGAAGAGCAGGAGUUGAUGUUCACUGAAAAGGAUGUGGUGCCACAUGCUGUCUACAGAGGGCAUUGCAGCAGCUUGUGUCCUGAUCCUCCCAAAGCUGCUAAAACUGCUCCAAAACCAUCCAAGAAGUCCAGGAGGGGUGGCUGCAAAAGAGCCCGAUCUUCAUUGUCACUGACCCAACGCAAGGAGAAACACAACAGCAAAGAGAGGGAGCGCAGGAAGAGGAUCCGCUCCUGCUGUGAUGAGCUGAACACCAUGGUGCCAUUCUGUGACUCGAACACAGACAAAGUCACUACGCUGCAGUGGACCACAGCUUAUCUAAGAUACAUCAAAAAAAUGUAUGGAGACAGCUUCAAGGAGGAGUUUCAGAAAGUCUUCAAUAAUGAGAGAGAGAGAUUUUUAAAGUCCAGCCCCUCUCCAGGUAAACAACCAUCCAACCCAAAGAAAGACAAGACACUGAGCACUUCUCUUGCAGCUGAGCAAUGAUCUGCUUCAUGUUUAAUCCACAUGUAAGACGGCACUUUAAAUUGAGUCAGUAAACCGAGGGAGUCUGUAGGGCUUAACUGAAAAGUUCAUUUUAUGUGUUUGAAAAGUUUAUGAUUCAACUGCCUUAGAGAGUGGAACGUUCCCUUUGUCUGAUUGAGAGACGCUCAAAGAUAGCUGGGUUUUCUGCAGUUGCAUCGUAAGACCACUAAGUGUCACUUUAGUAUCAGAAUUGCCUAAACCAGUUCCAUUCAGCUGAUAAACUUUAAAAACUGUAUUUCACACUAGAUGGCACUGUUUUCUUUUGGAAAAUGGAAUAUGGGAAUAAGACUGCGCUCGACCCAUUUUGUUUUAUUAAUGUGUCAUUUUUAAAUUUUAUUUAAAUGUUUGCUUGUGUUACUUUUACAGCUGAUGUUCUUA
This is a messenger RNA of Poeciliopsis prolifica (blackstripe livebearer), 2049 nucleotides long. RefSeq names its product transcription factor-like 5 protein. The record is from RefSeq and is a predicted model, not a curated record. Gene Ontology annotation, cellular component: nucleus. Bases 298 to 1632 code for a protein of 444 amino acids. Lineage: Eukaryota; Metazoa; Chordata; Actinopteri; Cyprinodontiformes; Poeciliidae. Gene Ontology annotation, molecular function: RNA polymerase II cis-regulatory region sequence-specific DNA binding; DNA-binding transcription factor activity, RNA polymerase II-specific; protein dimerization activity. Gene Ontology annotation, biological process: regulation of DNA-templated transcription; spermatogenesis. The transcript is spliced from 7 exons.